UUUCCGAGCUUCCCCUUGCAUUUCAUUUGUCACUCCAACUCCUACUGUCCCACUCUGUGCUUUUACCAGUUACAUCACUCACACUCUCCUCCAUUCACACACAACCAGCCAAGCCAGCUACUAGUCUAUAUAGACUAUACAUAUAAUAUAGUGUUAUAGAGUCAACAUGCACCGAUUUGCCACCACUCUUUUCGUGCAGUGAUGACAUCCCAUUCCCAUUCCCAUUCCCAACCUCGAUGUAUCCGCGUUUCCAGGUGUCACCGCCACCCCUCCAAACCCAUCACCGGCUUCUGCGCCUCGUGCCUCCGCGAGCGCCUCGCUUCCAUCGACUCCGCCACCCGCCACGAGAUCCCCAUCCCAACCGCCUCCUCCUCCUCCGCCGCCCUCCGCCGCACCAAAUCUUACUCCGCCUCCUCCUCCGCCGCCGUCUCCGACCCUCCCCGCCGUAAAUCCUGCGACGUCAGGUCUCGCAACACUCUCUCCGACCUCUUCAGUAUCCACGACCACAACCACGACGCGGUUCCGGGAGGCUUCGAGGUCGAGGAAUUAGGGUUUCAGCUGAGGGAAGAGGACGAAAAUGAAGAACAGCAAGAAGAAGAUGAAGAUGACGAAGAAGAAGAAGAAGAAGAAAUUAGGGUUUCUGAAGCUCCGAAUGUUCAAGAAGACGAGAAUGUGGAGUUGAAGACGAUGAAAGAGUUCAUAGAUCUCGAAUGGCAGACCAAGAAGCGCAAUGGAGGAAUGGACUUCAGGCACAUUGUCUGGGAAGCAGCUUCAGUGUUCACCAAGAAAUUGAGCAAAUGGCGCCGAAAGCAGAGCAAGAAGAACACUAAGAACGACUGCGACACCGUCGAUGCCGAUAUCAACCGCCGCGCGCGGCCGUGGAGGGAGACGCAAUCGGAGAUAGGGGACUACGGUUUUGGGAGGAGAUCUUGUGACAUGGACCCAAGGUUUUCCGUCGAUGCCGCGGCGGCACGGUACUCGUUCGACGAGCCUAGAGCUUCCUGGGAUGGUUAUGUGAUCGGAGCAAAGGCAUUUCCGAAUCCAAAUCCGAGGCAGCUUUCGCCUCUGGUUUCGGUUGUUGAGGAUGUUAAUCAGAGUCGAUUAUCGUUGGAUUUAACGAGUCCUCCUCCUCCUGGAGGUUCAGCUCAGACAAAAGAUUACUAUUCGGAAAUGUCAAGGCCUACGAGGAGGAGGAGCUUUGAUCGCUCCAAUUCACUUUGUAAUAAAGAAGUAGAUGACUUGAAAUUGAUAUCCAACGCUAAGGUUUCGCCCACCACCACGGAGUUAUUCUAUGGGGCUAAGUUGCUGAUUGCAGACCAGAAUUUGAGGGACACCAAUGGUUCUGAGAUUGUCGAUUCGGGCUCUAAGGACUCUGUUGUUAGUCAGAGCGGUUUCGACAAGUUGGGCAAGUGGCAUAAGGUGCGGAAUAUUUUCAAUUUCAAGCCUCAUAGGCGGCGAAACGAAUCGAAUUGUGGGAAUGGGAAUGGGAAUGAAGAAAAGUAUGUUGAAGGAAAUGUGGUUGAUCGUUCCUCCUUUGGUGAGUCUUGGCAGAAACUUAGGAGGGUAGCCAAUGGAGAAGCAAAUGGAAAUGGGUCUGUGAGCCAAAAGCUUAUCCGGAGCUAUAGUGUGAGCUGUAGAAACCCGUGCAAGGUGGCUGGAUUGUUCAAUCAUGCUGAGACAAAAUCCAAUGGUGUCAAGAGAAGAGAAGAGGUAAUACUGCAACACAGCCGGAGCGCGAGAUAUUCGCCAAACAACCUUGAUCAUAAUGGCCUGUUGAGGUUCUAUUUGACACCGUUAAGAAGCUACCGCAGAAGUAAAUCGGGAAAGAGUAAGCUAAGGAGCUCGAGUUCUAUAGCCAGGACUGUCUUGUGAAGGUGCAUCAACUGUUCUUCUAAGACAUAUCUUGUUGUAAAGACAUAUAUAAAAAUGUGUUUAGUUCUUGUUGUUGGGAUAAAAGCACAUCAUAUUGUAGUCUUUUCUCUGAUCAAUAUGCUUUUCUAAUAAUACCAGUAAUGGAAUUAGAAAACUGAUCGCCUUUUGUUUUCCUUGCUCUUGAUGGUAGUGAGAACUUAUAUGGAAAUAUAAAAUGCCCAAAAAUGCUU
Quercus lobata is the source of this 2102-nucleotide messenger RNA. RefSeq names its product protein OCTOPUS. NCBI's taxonomy places the organism in Eukaryota, Viridiplantae, Streptophyta, Magnoliopsida, Fagales, Fagaceae. The record is from RefSeq and is a predicted model, not a curated record. The transcript has a single exon. Bases 202 to 1872 code for a protein of 556 amino acids.